Anolis sagrei ordinatus is the source of this 2134-nucleotide messenger RNA. Its product is annotated as hydroperoxide isomerase ALOXE3-like. Gene Ontology annotation, molecular function: protein binding; oxidoreductase activity, acting on single donors with incorporation of molecular oxygen, incorporation of two atoms of oxygen; iron ion binding. Gene Ontology annotation, biological process: lipid oxidation; hepoxilin biosynthetic process; lipoxygenase pathway. Lineage: Eukaryota; Metazoa; Chordata; Lepidosauria; Squamata; Anolidae. The record is from RefSeq and is a predicted model, not a curated record.
UGUAGCCAGAUUCCCAGGAGCAGACCAAGGAAAGCAGGCAAUUCCCUUCACUGGGUCAUUUUCCCUCGAAGUUUGCUACACGGCACCAUGGUGGUCACCUACAAAGUCCGGGUGGCCACUGGAAACUAUCUCUGUGGAGGGACCAUGGACUCCAUUUCCAUCACGUUAGUGGGAUCCCAAGGGGAAAGUGGCAAGUUCCCUCUGGAUAAAUGUGGUCGAGAUUUUUCUCCUGGAGAGGUGGAUGACUACAAGGUCGAAAGCCAGCAAGACGUGGGUCCCAUCCUGCUGAUCCGGCUCCACAAGGAGCGCUACGGGGCUUUUCCCCAGACCAGCUGGAACUGCAGCUUUGUGGAAGUGAUGGCAACCGAAGGACAGAAGUACCAUUUCCCUUGCUAUCAGUGGAUUGUAGGGUACCAGACCCUGGAGCUCAGAGAAGGGGCAGCCAGAACUAUUGGUAUGGAUGCUGGAAACCCAUCAAUGUUACAACACCGGCAGAAAGAGUUGGAAGCAAAGCGGGAAUCCUACAGAUAUAAAGAAUAUCAGCCUGGGUGGCCCAUGUGCCUGGAUGCUGACACAGUGGACCACUUGCACCCGAACGAUCGCUAUUCCAGAAUUAAGGAAAACGUUUUUCAAGUGCAGAUGGUGACAGCUGAAGUAGAAUUGAAAAUGAAAGGCCUGCUGGACUGCACACAUUCCUGGAGAAAACUGGAUGAUAUCCGAAUGGCCUUUUGGUUUUACCGAUCCCCUGUCACAGAAUAUGUCAUUAGACACUGGCAGGAAGAUGCUUUCUUUGGCUACCAGUCUCUCAAUGGGGUGAACCCUAUUAUCAUCCGGAAGUGUGUUGAAAUCCCAGCCAAAUUCCCUGUCACGCAGGAGAUGGUGGCUGCAUCCUUGGGAAAGCACACCACACUGGACAAAGAGCUCAAGAAGGGUACCAUAUUCCUCAUAGACUGUUGGAUUUUGGAAGGCGUCCCAGCAACGAAACUCAAUGGAUCCCUCCAGUGUAUCUCUGCCCCUCUUUGCCUCUUGCAUUUCACUCCCCUGGGUGAGAUGAUCCCCAUCGCCAUCCAGCUGAUGCAAAAACCUGGACCGGAGAGCCCAAUUUUCUUGCCCACGGAUUCAGAGUGGGAUUGGGCAUUGGCAAAGUUCUGGGUGCGAAACAGCACUUUCUACAUCCACGAAAUCCUCGUCCAUCUGCUCUCGACUCACCUGGUAGUGGAAGUCUUCAUUCUAGCUACCUUGCGCAAUUUGCCUAUGUGCCACCCAGUCUAUAAGCUAUUAAUUCCUCACUUCCGAUAUACCUUACACAUCAACGUCCUUGGCCGGGUGAACCUUUUUUCCCUAGGAGGACUCAUUGAGCAGGCCACAGGUACGGGCUUCCAUGGUGUCUCUCACCUGUUGGCCAAGGGUCUUUCAACGGUAACGUAUACCAGCUUAUGCCUUCCUGAUGACCUCCAAGAGAGAGGGGUCGAAUCGCUCCCAAACUAUUACUACCGGGAUGAUGCUUUGAAGCUCUGGGAAGCCACUGAGAGCUUCGUGUCGGCAAUCGUGGCUCUCUACUACAAAAGCGACAGCUCCGUGAAGGAAGACUCCGAGGUCCAGGCUUGGGUGGCUGAGAUACUUGAGAAGUGUUUCUUUGGGCAAGAGUCUUCUGGUUUCCCUUCUCAGCUGGAAACCAUCAGUGAGCUAACCAAGUACCUAACCAUGGUGAUAUUCACCAGUUCUGUCCGCCACGCCAGUGUCAACAAUGGCCAGUUUGAUUUCGGGGCCUGGAUGCCCAACUACCCUUCCUCCAUGCGGAAGCCGCCCCCAAAAUCCAAGGGCAGCGUGACUUUUGGGGACAUCUUGGACACCUUGCCGGAUGUCAGCACAACCUGCAGCACUUUGCUGAUCCUUUGGCUUCUCAGCCGAGAACCAGGGGACAGGAGGCCCCUGGGUUGCUACCCAGAUGAGCAUUUCACCGAGGAAAGAGCAAAAGAAGCCAUUGUGGCUUUCCAGAGACGCCUGGUCCAGAUCUCCGAGGAAAUCGAGGAGAGGAACAAGGGCCUCCCGCUGCCUUACCAUUAUCUCUGUCCCAAAGAAAUAGAGAACAGCACCUCCAUUUAAAGCUUGAUCCUGGCUUCUCUCUGCUUCU